AAGGGAGCCAGCGGGAGAGGGGGGCUUAGUUGAAAUGCGCUGCGCAUUCUUGUGUGGAGGGCGAAACGAUCAGGCAUCUGCAGGACGGCGAGCCAUCGCAGCUCAACUCUUCCUCACGCAGGACGCACGUCUCCCUCAGCAUCCUCAUUGAUUCUGCUGCUUUCUUUCAUUUAUCAGGAAAAAGAAACAGUUUAUAUCAGCCGGAAAUUGAGCCGGACGGAACCCUCGGGGAAUUUCGCGCACACUGCCGCAGAACCGGAAUUUUUCUUGGAGGAUUUGAGGGAAAUGAUACCGAGGUGAGCCGGUGUCUUCGCUCUGUGCUUCCGUUUGAGCUCCGUGUUCAGAGGAAAUCCUUCACAAGAAUCUCAAGAUGUCUACCGGCAUCAUCCGCCUGCUGAUCCUCACCCUGCUCCUCCUUUUGCCUUUGGGUUCAAAUCAGCAGGUGCCCUCCAAUUGCGUGAUCAAGAGGGAGCAGGAGAAAUGCAUGGAGAUGAUGGCGCUGCACGAUCCCAACUCUGAAUUCGACUGUCCAUGGUUUUGGGACAACCUUACGUGUUGGCAGCCAGCAAAGGUUGGCGACGUCAUCGAGGUUAACUGUCCUGAACUCUUCUCGCAGUUCAUGAGUGAGGAAGACUAUGAGCUGGGAAAAGUGAGCCGCAAUUGCACUGAGUUUGGCUGGUCAGAGACUUUCCCCCAUUAUGUCGACGCCUGCCUGGUUGAGGAAGGAAACAGCAGCCACCCGGACAUGUACUUCGUGUCGGUGAAGGCCCUCUACACUGUCGGCUACAGCACCUCUCUGGUGUCUCUCACCACAGCUAUGGUCAUACUCUGCAGGUUCAGGAAGCUGCAUUGUACCAGGAACUUCAUCCACAUGAACCUGUUUGUGUCUUUCAUCUUGAGAGCCAUUUCUGUCUUCAUCAAAGACGGCGUGCUGUACGCCGAAGAGGACAGCGACCACUGUUUCAUACACACUCUGGAGUGUCGAGCCGUGAUGAUUUUUUUCCACUACUGCGUCCUCUCCAACUACUUCUGGCUCUUCAUCGAGGGUCUGUACCUCUUCACUUUGCUGGUGGAGACCUUCUUCCCUGAGAGGAGGUAUUUCUACUGGUACAUCAUCAUUGGCUGGGGAACGCCAACAGUGUGCGUGACCAUCUGGGCUGUACUGAGGCUACACUUUGAUGACUUCGGUUGUUGGGACACAAAUGACAACGCUGCCAUCUGGUGGGUGAUUAAAGGACCUGUGCUGGCUUCGAUUAUGGUCAACUUUGUGCUCUUCAUUGGCAUCAUCGUCAUUCUGGUCCAAAAGCUUCAGUCUCCAGAUAUUGGUGGAAAUGAAUCCAGUAUUUACCUGAGACUGGCCCGCUCCACUCUGCUGCUGAUCCCGCUCUUUGGGAUCCACUACACCGUGUUCGCCUUUUCUCCAGAGAACGUCAGCAAAAGGGAGCGUUUGGUGUUUGAACUCGGCCUCGGUUCUUUUCAGGGCUUUGUGGUGGCUGUCCUGUAUUGCUUCCUGAAUGGAGAGUAUAUCCCUCAAGGUGCAAUCGGAGAUCAAGAGGAAAUGGCGCAGCUGGACGGUGAACAGGUACUUUGCUGUGGACCUGAAGCACCGGCAUCCUUCGCUGGCGAGCAGUGGGGUGAACGGGGGCACGCAGCUGUCAAUCCUCAGCAAGAGCAGCUCGCAGAUCCGCAUGUCCAGCCUACAGGCCGAGACCCCGGCCACCUGAGCGGCUCCGGCGUGGAUGCAGCGUCCGCAGACCCAUCCGGACCGGAGAAACCCACCGUGCCCACUCUCAUCCCGAUGACCAGCCUUACCAACCCGUUCCUCGACUCAUACCCGGAUGAUAUCACCAUGGAAACACAGCUGAGCUCGAGCGACCCAGAGCAACCUCUCGUCUAAACCCGGAUGUGCCAAAUGAGGAGCUGCCGGGGAUUUGGCAGGAUGGAGGAAUCCGAUGGGAUCUGUAUAUAUUGUGUUUAAAUGUGGUGCUACAGGACACAAGGGGUCCGCUCGUGUCUCUCUCAUCAUUCCAGUCCGUCCAACACAUUUCUGCAUUCUCACUGCAUUCCCCUCUGAGUCCAGACGUCUGCAGGUCCAAGCGCAGAAAGACACUCUGAUAGUGUAAAUACUUUAUUGUCGGCUGCUGUUUAACCAGUGAACACAUACAAGUCUCCUGCAGCUUGGGAGAGGGGUUUUUUCAACAUAUGAUUGUGUUGCAUCAUGGGAAAUGUAGUAGCUGAAAAAAUGCUGGCUCCUUACUCCACCUCAAAGUCCCUGCAGCGACCCUUUAAGAGGUUACAAGAGUCUUUGAAAGACGGGAGCGUUCAGUGUUAUCGAUCAAGCUGUGGCACAGUCAGAGGUGGAGGUGAAGGGCAAUAUUUAUUUUAAAGAAAGGAUUUUCUACAGUUCUGUGAAACUCAAAAAAUUGUGAAGUGGAAAAAGAAAAAUUAAGUUGGCAGCCAUUAGUACAAAAAAUGUCAAUGAACUUAAAAAGUUGCAUGAGUUUUCUGUCUACUUUCAUUUAUCACAGAUUUCAAUAUUUUCCUUUUUAUGUUUUUUCUAGUUUCUAACUUUUUGUUUAAGUAAUAGGAAAAACCCAAAUUCCUGUCUUAUUCAUCCUUUUUUCUGCAGCUAGUGUGUCAGUGAUGUCUGGCCUCUUCACUCUAAAAAGCAAGCACACAGAUUUCAGCCUUUCAUUUGAGGAGAAUUCUUCCAAAGAUGAGUUUUUCUUUUUGCACAGCCGUUUCACACUGCAGCUGAUGUCAAGUCUCCUACCGAUCCAGACGACUUUACUCUGCUACCUCCAGAAGUGCCUUUCAGCACUAAACGUAUUGGAUGAUUUUUAAACGUAAUUUGGAAAAACAAACCCGCAGAAUACAGAAAAAAAUGAGGUUCUGAAAGUGCUUCUCUGAUGCUGGAGAGGAAAUCUGUUUUUAAAACCUGGAGGCCUUCUGAGUACUAACUCAGUUUAUAAAGAUGAGCAAAACAUACGACCAAAUCAAGCCCAAAAAGGACAAGUUUCUGUGUAUUGACGUCGGUCUAAACAGAUCAAGAAGACUCACAUAUCAAGAAAAUGUCCCCUUUUGUGAAGCAACACUCAUACCCGCGUGAAAUUGUAAACACCCAUUCUUGAACAAGCACGGUGUUCACACUGGUCUGUCACUACACGGUACUAGCGCGUGUCCGCGUGUUGGAAGAGGUUCGGUGCGAAAUCUUGAAGCGGUGCAAAUCUCGAAAAUCAGGCUUUCUCUUUCACAGCUCUGUUGUCAUAUAAUUCCAUCCACAACAAACAGCAAUUAUUAAUUUCUCAAGUUGGCACUUCCGUGAAUUAAAAGGGAAGCCAUCCACACGUCACAACUGAUUGGGUAAAAUUCAAAAUGGUUAAACUUUCAACGCACAUUCGAUGGUCGUUUGGUUUGAACGUAGAGCCCGAAAACGGUCUUAAAAUGUGUGUAGCUAUGUGUGAACGUGAGAGUUUUGAACGCGCAAGGGGCGCCAUCCAUACGUCACAAUCAAAUCCACGUCACUGACUGGUCAAAAUUUGAACUGGUUAAAUGUUCAACGCAUUUUGAAUGUAGAUCACGAAAAUGAUUAUAAAAAUGUGCGUAACUCCACGUAAACGAGAGUUUUGAACGCAGAAGCCUGAAACGCAGAUUUACGGACGUUUAUAUAGACUUUUCAUUGAAGUUGGUCACUUGAAUGCAUGUUAGCGAGGGCGGUGUGAACGUAGCUUAAAACAACUUUCUUUAACCCUUUAACACCACAGCUGUUGCCUGUAACAGCUAAAGACAAAAACAAACUCUUUGAUGUGCCGUAACUCUGAUUCAGACGCAGAGAAAAUUGGUAUUUCAUUUCACAUUUGCUAACGUGGAGCACAACCACUUUUCUUCAAGGCUGAAUCAGCUGGACAUGCAUUGAUUGCACUUCACUACUAUAAAGUGUCACGUAUCAGUAAAAGACUGGUUUUCUUCUCUUCAGAAUCUGCUGAAAUUACGUUAAUUGCGUAAAAGUUGCAAUAGCCGAAAUAAUGUCAACACUGAAGCUAAAGCUCUGGUGUUCAAAGGUUACAUUAGUUUGUGCAUGUUAACCUUUUUACCCUCACAUUGGACAUAAAAACUGAAUUUAUUCAACCCUGACACAUUAAACAUGAAAUGUCCUUAUUCGGAGGUCCAUGCCAGUCUCGGGGAGAGAUGGGCUGACCAGACACGGUCCUGACCUGCUUGUUAUGCCAUGCGUGUGUGUAUGUGUGUGUGUCUGUGCUGCAGUAAUAGCAGAGCAGAACCAACAGCAGCCAUAAGGGGGCCCUGUUGCUUUCGGGAAAGGGCUGGACAAUCAGCACAACUGCUCUAGUUCAUCCACAACGUGCAUCACACACAUCCGGACAAUCCCGCUUUCUCUUUCUUCUCCUUCUGAUCCCUUUGUGAGGAAUCGCUUUUUUUGGUGUUUUAAUAUCGGAGUUGGAGCCUUAUAACGCCAGUACUAUGUUGAUGUCACGCAAAGUUGUUGCUAUUACUAUGACAAAUAAAUAUUCAUUUGAAACAGCUGUCCUGAACCAUGAAGUAUAGUGAGUAGUUUAAAGGUUGUGUAAAGAAAUAAAACCUGUGACUAAAUGAACUGCAGUUUCAGUGUGUGAAACAGAAACAAACUGCCAACACUUGUAACUUGUGAAGCUAAAGUUUUCUGUGGUUCUAAGUGAAAUAGUUGCAUUCAAUGAGUUUUGUGCUCAUGGUUUUUUUUCUUCUUUUACAAAUGUUCUUCUUUACAGUGAUAAUUGUGUCUGCUAAAGCCUCAGCUCUCCAGCAGAGACGCGUGCAUGCCCGUCCAAUGCUUUUCCUUUGAGUGUUUUUUCUUCACAGACACGAAGAAAAUCACAGUGCCAUCAGUAGCUAGUCUGCAUGAUGUUUAAUGGUUUACUGAAUUUGCUUGUUUAAAAAAGUCUGACCACACAAUGGCUGAAUGUAAUUCGAUUUUAAUGCAACAGUUUUGUCUUUUUUCUGUCUGUGCACAUUUUUGUAAGCUAUGAAACUAUCGAGAAUAAAUGUUUUUAACUUGUUG
Oryzias latipes (Japanese medaka) is the source of this 5053-nucleotide messenger RNA. RefSeq names its product adenylate cyclase activating polypeptide 1b (pituitary) receptor type I (gene adcyap1r1b). Gene Ontology annotation, molecular function: G protein-coupled peptide receptor activity; peptide hormone binding; vasoactive intestinal polypeptide receptor activity. The record is from RefSeq and is a predicted model, not a curated record. Gene Ontology annotation, biological process: cell surface receptor signaling pathway; adenylate cyclase-modulating G protein-coupled receptor signaling pathway. Gene Ontology annotation, cellular component: plasma membrane. Lineage: Eukaryota; Metazoa; Chordata; Actinopteri; Beloniformes; Adrianichthyidae.